Molecule: messenger RNA, 2305 nt
Organism: Populus trichocarpa (black cottonwood)
Lineage: Eukaryota; Viridiplantae; Streptophyta; Magnoliopsida; Malpighiales; Salicaceae
Product: probable leucine-rich repeat receptor-like protein kinase At1g35710
Exons: 1
Coding region: 259-2184 (641 amino acids)
Molecular function (GO): protein binding
Source: RefSeq, a predicted model, not a curated record
GUGCCAUUUUUUUGGAUGAAUCACCAUAGCAUUCAUGUAUCUUAGUUACUACAGCACAAUGACAGGAUGCUACUAAUAUAUAGCAUAAUCUUGACUUUGAGGCCUAAUUAACUCAGCCCAAUCACAGGAGAACGGCUUUUUUCCCUCUUUAAGUAAAUUGACCACAAGGGCAUUACAGAACUAUUGACCACCUCUUCUCCUCCCUACUAAAAUAGCAAGAGAUCCUCGAUCCUCACAGCUACAGAUUCAAAACUGUCAAUGGAGAUUUCAUGGCACACCAAGACCUUCUCACUUCUGCUCCUUUUCAUCUUUUCUACAUUAGCCCCUUCCAAGGCAUGCCACCCAGUUGAUAAAGAAGCAUUACUUGAUUUCAAACACAAAAUCACAGAUGACCCGUCAAAACUGUUGCUUUCUUGGACAGUUUCCUCUGAUUGCUGCACUUCUUGGGAAGGCGUUGCCUGUGAUGCCUCAGGCAGAGUGGUCAAUGUGUCUCGUCCUGGACUUGUUUCAGACAAUAAUGACUUCAUCGAAGACACAUACAUGUCAGGAACUCUGUCUCCUUCUUUGGGAAACUUGUCCAGUCUUCAACUUCUAGACCUGAGUAAUCUCAAGGACUUGAAGGGACCAAUACCACAAGAACUUGGCAAGUUGUCGAAGCUUACACAUCUCUUUCUUGAUACAAACAAGCUCACUGGAUCAAUACCAAUUACAUUAAGGUACUUCUCUCAGCUGAAAAAGAUAUAUCUUAGUGACAAUUUUUUAUCUGGUAUUGUUCCUCCAUCUGUUAUGAAAUCCUGGACUUCUGUCUCGGAACUUGGUUUAUCAGGAAAUGCUUUGUCAGGGCCUAUUCCUCCUACAAUUGGUAAGUUGGUUAUGGUAACUAAGCUUGAUCUACAUGAAAACAACUUUACUGGUAGCAUUCCCACAAGCAUUGGAAAUCUUAAGAAUCUCAAAUAUCUUGAUCUAUCUGAGAAUCAGAUAGCUGGAAGCAUCCCGCAGUCCAUCGGUGGACUUGCUGCUUUGGAACUGCUCUAUGUCAAUCAAAAUCACAUCACAGGAAGGAUACCAUCUUCGAUAUCUGGACUUAGUUCUAUGAUAUUCUGUCGUUUAUCAGAAAACAAGUUAUCAGGCAGCUUACCACCAUCAAUUGGCCUGCUCUCGAAGAUUCAAAGACUAAUCCUUGAGAACAACAAGCUCACUGGAAAACUACCUGCAACCGUGGGUCGUUUAACAACUCUUACUGAUAUAUUUUUCUCUAACAACUAUUUUACAGGAAAGAUCCCUUCAAGUUUUGUAAAUUUACUUAACCUUCAAACACUUGAUUUAUCAAGAAACCGGCUCUCCGGCCAGCUUCCUCCUCAGCUAGCUAAGUUGAAGAGCUUACAGGCUUUAGAUCUUUCAUAUAAUCCCUUAGGACUAGUUAGAAUACCAGACUGGUUCCAGGAAUUAAGAGUUUUCCAGCUUAUGUUGGCAAAGACUGGGAUUGAAGGGGAGCUUCCUCACUGGCUAUCUUCGUCAUCAAUAUCACAACUUGACUUGUCAAGCAAUGCAUUAACAGGAAAGCUACCUCGGUGGAUUGGUAACAUGACCCGUCUUUCAUUUCUCAACUUAUCAAAUAAUGGCUUUCACUCGUCCAUCCCAGUUGAAUUCAAGAACCUUUCACUUCUGAUGGAUCUUGAUAUUCAUUCCAACAAGUUCAGUGGCCGCUUAAAUGUAAUAUUCUCUAAAGAAGCCCAAGACCCGCUAGGUCAUUUUAAUUCCAUUGAUCUUUCCAGCAAUAUGUUCACUGGUCCAGUUGAUGAUGACAUAGGAGAGAGACCAGCAAUGGCUUCUAUUCAUUCAUUGAUUCUAUCAGACAACACAUUUAGAGGACCACUACCAAAGUCAGUUGGGAAACUGGGAGAAUUGCAGGUCUUGAAGCUAGUGAAUACUGGGCUGUCUGGGACGAUACCAGUGGAGCUUGGUGAUGCCAAAGAAUUGUCCACAAUUUUACUUUCCAAAAAUAAGCUGACUGGUGCUAUUCCAGAGAUUGUGCUAAAUUUGAAGGAGCUAAAACAAUUUGAUGUGUCUAGCAACAAACUAAGAGGCAGGAUUCCUCCUCACAAAGCCAUUAUCCCUGCAUCUGCAUUCAAGAACAAUCCUGGUUUGUGUGGACCUCCACUUCCACCUUGCAAACGCAUUUAGUAUAUUCUCAAGAUUUUCUUUUUCUUCUUUCAUUUUUUACUCUGUUGUGGUAUUUAAACUUUUUUCAAGUUCCAUAUUAAUUGGAAAAUUUUGUAUUUAUUUAUUAAGUCUCUUUCCUUGA